This is a messenger RNA of Styela clava, 3017 nucleotides long. RefSeq lists its product as uncharacterized. Gene Ontology annotation, cellular component: membrane. Lineage: Eukaryota; Metazoa; Chordata; Ascidiacea; Stolidobranchia; Styelidae. The record is from RefSeq and is a predicted model, not a curated record.
UGAACCAGAAGGGUUAAAUACAUGGCAACUUUAGAUACUUUAUGGACCUAGAUCACCGUAUAUGUUUAAUAAUUUCUCAGCGAUAUAGAUUAAACAGCGGUUGCUAAUAAUCUGUCCUCUAAGUAAGGACUAAUUGAAAUCUUGUGUAUUGAAGAAAAUUGACAACUCAAGUUUUUUGAAAACAAUGGCUCAUAAUACUGAUUCUGGAUAUGUGAAGCUUGAUUCUGCUGCACCUGGAACUGAAGCAACUGCAACGAAUAUUCAACCACAGCAACAACCUGAUGGAGCUACUCAAUCACAAGUUACAGCACCUGCACCGCAGCCAGAAACAACAACUCCAGCCCAAAUCAAGCCGAGGAUAACGCACAAAAAUGUUCUGUUCAAACUUGGCAUUGCUGAAGUAAUUUUCGGUGUUUUAUCAUGCAUUUUAUGCAUCAUUACACUGAUACUCGCUGACAAAAAUUCAUCCUAUCUGUACUAUGAUGAUUAUGAGAAAAGAUACUAUCAAAACAGAAUUACAUAUGGAUCUAAUGUUGUCGCACAAGGAAUAUGGUGUGGUGUUGUAAUACUUGCAUCCGGGAUACUUGGAAUAAAAGCAAGAGAUUACCCCACAGUUUGCAUGUACCGGGCUAAUAUGACCGUCAGCAUCAUAGCCUCAUUUUUUAUGUUUAUUCUGUGUAUUCUCUCUGGUGUUAGCACCAUCACAGUAUAUCCUCACAGUUACAUAUAUAUAUUACUACCUUACCACACUAUCUUGGCAAUCAUUGGAUUUGUUGGCAUGAUUAUCUGUAUUGUCCACUCAGCAUAUUGUUGCGCUGGCAUUUGUUGUCGCACGAAGACCACGCGUGUUCCACGACCUGCAUAUUCUCGACAACAAAUGGUUCGACUUGCAAAUGGUCAAUAUAUGAUGGUACCUAUCAAUGCACCACAGAACUACCCAGGAAUGCCCAUUGCGCAACAAGCUGUUGUUGUUCCCCCAGGGCAGGUGUUUCCUCAACCAGUGACAGGAGUUCAACCCUACCCAUCAAUGCCAGGACAAGGGCCACAGUAUUACCCACCAGGACAGAUGCCUUCGCAACCGGCAAUAGUUAUUCCUGCAGGACAAAUGCCUCCAAAUCAACCACCGCCAAUGUACUCACAGUCACAGCCCGGAGUUCCUGCGUUCACUACACAAAUCCAACCGAAUGCUCCCUGCCCAACGAUGCCUCAGCAAGUCACCCAACCCCUGAACCCUUCUACAUAUCCGAGACAACCACCCUGCAACCCUUCUGUUUAAAACAGGAGAUUGGAGAUGAAGUUUUGAGUCCGUGUGGGUUUAAAACUUGAUGGAAUUCAUCGAUGGAAGUACUUUGUAAAUCCUAUACGUAUACACAAACAAUCGUAUUCAUACUCACCGAACUGCAUGUAGAUAUAUAUAUCAAAAUACUUUGUAAAUCGUAUACGUAUACACAAACAAUUGCAUUCAUACUCACUGAACUGCAUGUAGAUAUAUAUAUCAUAUACAAAAUGUUUUUCUAAUAUUGUCAUUUCGCUAAAAUUUAUCAUGACAGAUUAUCGAUUUUAAUCUCAUUUUAUGUGAAACCGCAAAUUUUUUUUAAGCUGAAUAUGGCAUUCAUAUUGAAAUAAUUCUUCGUAAAUUGCAUAACUAUUUUUUAAUGGUUACUGGUUUUACUCUUGUGUUAAAAUUUUCAAUACUUUUUAAUUUUUACUUUGCGAUAAGGUUUCCUGAAAUCGAUCCAUGGCAGUGUGCAAACACAAAUAUUUUACCUGGUUACAUGUAGCAACAAUUUCAUUAGAUAACUCAGUACAGUAUUUUUAUGUGAUAAUCGUAAUCCUUGUCCUGAACCAAAUUCUACAAGUGCAACCACUCAUUGUAUAUGACCAGUUUAAGCACCAUUUUCGGAGGAAUAAUCGUUUCAGUUUAGCAGUGCCUCCCCAAAUUAUUGCGUCAAUGAAGAUUAUUAUUAUCAUUCAUUAUUUCUCCCUUUUUUACAUAUUAUCAUUUUUAAUAUAUUGGCUUUUCAUGCCCAUGACUAGAUUCUUUUUAUGAGGUGUUGCGUUCUUUUAGGGAUUAUUUCUACAGUAUCCAGGCUAUUGCGUAUAACAAAAUGUCAAUAUUACCUAUUUUAACUAGAUUUUUGUAUUUGAAUCUCAGUGUAUCAUCUUGCCAUAUUGUACAUUACACAUAUAAAUAUUAAAUAGUAAACAUACGUUUUCACACCAGGGCUGUGACGUCAUAGAAAAUUUACACUCCAAACUCCUAGCUAUUUAGAGAAAACAGCCAUGUCGCUCUAGUCUAGGCAAAAAUUUUAACUGGGACUUAAAGUUUAAGAAGCUUUUAGUCUCAACUAAAAAACAACUUUAAGAGUAUGCACGUAUUCAUCUUUAAUUUUCAGUGAAAGUUUUUUUAGGUUUGGUUGGGAAUUUUGAUAUUCAUCAACAUUAGAAUUCGGAAAUAUGUCUCCUACUUCAUAGCCCUGCUCUGUACAUAAAAAGAAUAUUGACAUGAUUUUAUUUCAUCCUAUUAUUUCAAUUCAUUUAUAAUAUUGCUGCAUGUUUCUUGCCGUUUUACACUUGCUUUUGUUGCAAUCAUCUAAUAUUUACCCUACAAGUUCCAUGAUUCAUUCGUUGCAAUUUUUAUUUACCUUAAUUAUAAAAGAUCCAUGACAAUGUAUAUUAGUAGCAAGUUAGCAACUGCAUUAAAAUUUUGUGAUCAACAUAAUGCUGUACAUGAACUUCCUACAUAAAUGGAAUAAGAUUUUCUUAGUAAUCCUGGGGGAAAAGAAAAUACCUUAAUAUGAGUAAUAUAUUCUUUAAACAAUAUUGUUGUAUUUACCGGCAGUUUGUUUCAUUCAGGAUUAUUUUACCUGUUAUUUAAAGCGUGCGAUUUCAAUUCUGAGAUUAUUGCUCUACCAUAUUGCAAUAAUGUGCACUGCAAGCUCACUUACGUCAUCUUCAAUAUACAAGCAAUAAUGUAACUUGUUGUUGAUCUGAAUUGAAAAUGUUAUGAAAUAUGG